AUGUUGACAUCAAAAGUUGCUGAAGUUUCUUUUUCUGGUGGAAUUGACUCUAACUGUUUUAUUUCUUGCAAAUAUUCUCUGAGCAAUGGGUCAACAUUUGCCUUUUUUCCAGCUUCUAUUCUGGUUGUAUCAGGAAAUCCAUUGUAUGUCCACCCAAAGUGCAACUUUGCAUUUGGUGGCUCUUUAUUAGGUCAAGCUUUGAGAGCGGCAGUGUGCAGUGUCAAUGAUGAUUUCUUUGUUCAUAGUCUUCAUAAUUACUUUUUGAAUGCAGGUCAGCAAGGAAAUGUGGAUUACCAUGUGGUAAAUGUUCGUGAUGGAAAUACCUAUUGCAACCGUUUUGUCAAAGCUAUGCAGAAUGGCAAGAACAUUGUUAAUAUGCAAGUGUCUUUCAAGAAAGAAGAAACAGAUCCAUUCCAACACCAACAGACAAUGCCAAAAUGCAAAAGACCUGAGGAACUUGAAUCUUCCACUAAAGUAAUGGAAGCUAAAUUAAGUGAAAACCUGAGUGAAGAUCUGAAGAAAACCCUUAAACAACGGCCUAAUAUUGACCCAGCGAUAGAGUUUCGACCUGUGAACCCAGAAUCAUUGAACAGAUUAAAACCAAUGCCUCCUAGAAGACUUAUGUGGGUGAAAAUUACAGAAAAAUUUGAUGAUGAUGAAAAUAUACACUGUUGUGCAGCUGCCUUCAUUUCUGAUUAUAUAAUUAACAUGUCUUUAAUUUCAAAUGAGAAAAGUUCACAGAAAUUCUUUGUCACUUCUUUAGACCAUUCAAUUUGGUUUCACAAUAAAUUCAGAGUUGAUGAUUGGCUGUUGUAUGAAACUGAAAGCUGUUACACAGGUGGAGGUAUAGGAUUUUCCACUGGACGUUUCUGGACCCAAGAUGGACUUUUAGCGGCCUCAGUUGCUCAGCAAAGAGUUGUAAGAUCAUUAUUAUGA
Molecule: messenger RNA, 936 nt
Organism: Acanthosepion pharaonis
Lineage: Eukaryota; Metazoa; Mollusca; Cephalopoda; Sepiida; Sepiidae
Source: the annotation of a GenBank genome assembly